Molecule: messenger RNA, 3159 nt
Organism: Prorocentrum cordatum
Lineage: Eukaryota; Dinophyceae; Prorocentrales; Prorocentraceae
Source: the annotation of a GenBank genome assembly
AUGGAGGCGGCCGCCUUUGCAGCGAUGUGGCGGCAGCCACCGGUAGGUUACAAGCAGCAGCACCCGGGCGGUGGCAGCUUCGGCAUCCCGCGCCAGCAGGGGGGCCUCCCGUGGCCCAGCAAGAGCGCCGGCGGCGACCCCUGCAGCGGGGCCAGCACCUACUCGGUGUCCGACGCGAGCUCCGAGGCGGGCACCUCCGCGGGCAGGCCGGCGAGGGCGCUGCUGCAGGGGGGGGCGCCGCUGCCAGGCUUCGCCGCCCCGCCGCCCUACUUCGCCGCCGACGCCACCUGGCCCGCGCCCCCCGCCGCGGCGGCGCAGGGCGCGGGCCUCCCGGUGCAGCUGAGGUUCUGCCCGUCCUGCGGCGAGCGCAGCAGCUCCCUGGUCGCCGAGUGCAAGGCGCGCUUCUGCGGCUUCUGCGGCUACGACCUCGUGCCGCACAUGGCGGCCCUGCUCCGCGAGCGCGCCGCGCCCCCGCCGCAGGCCACAGCAGCCUGCGGGGCCGGGCAGCCGCCGCCCUCCGCGGGCGGCCGGCCGGCGGCGGCGCCGGAGGAGCAGGGCGCGCCCCACCUCGUCAGCCACCUCCGGCGCCUCCGGCUCGUCGAGGCCAAGGCCGCCGACGUGGAGGGAGCCCGAGGCAUGCUCUGCCGGCCGUCCGCGCUGCGCCUGCCACGCACCGAGGGCAGCGCCAGCCCCGGGGUCGAGAGGGCACCCCGCGCGUGCGGCUCGAGGCGUCUGCGCACCUCCGCCGUGCCUGGCCAGUGCCACUCGGGGGCCGCAGAGUGGUGCGUACGCGCCGCCGCCGUGCGGAAGCGCGCCGACAAGCUGGCGGCCGAGAUCAAGCUGCUCAAGGGCCGCGACGACAUGGAUGGCAUCUACAAGGGCGUCAUCGACUCCUUCCAGAAGGAGUUGGACGAGCUGCGGAAGAAGCUGCACGACGCCAAGCCCGCGGACGCCAAGCUCCAGAUCGCCCGCCUGGUCUUCGUCAAGGGCCACGUCGAGGAGCCCCACGCGGCCCAGCAGCGCGCACGGACGGCGUCGCAGUUCGUGGACCUGGUGCUCGAGCUGAUUGGCGAGAUCGUGCUCUACCUCAAGCGGGUCGGCCUCCUGGCGGUCGAAGAUCUCGGGUCAGACCAGCACUUCAUCAAGGACGCCAACUACAGCAACGCGUUCCUGCAGGUGGGGCAGGACGGGCUGCUCGACAUGCAGGACUGGCACUUCUUCGAGGCGUACUGGCAGCGGCUGCGCGAGCUCACGAUCGACGACCUGGCCGAGCUGGCGGAGCAGGUAGCGGCGGACGGCUCGCAGUACCUUACCGAGCUCCGCCGCAAGCUGGGCUUUGAGGUCAACGGCUCGAAGUCCACCAUCGUGAUCACCUCGGCGCACGCUGGCAAGUGGAUCGCAGACAGGGUGUACACGCACACGGCGCAGCGGCUCCAGGAGGUGGGCGAGGGCGAGCUCUUCGCGGUGGAGGUCAUGCUGCAGCACGCCGUUCCCCCGUUCACCGUCUACAGCGACUACCAGGACCUGCUCGACGGAUGGAGUUGCUGCAUUGCGGCCUUCUGGCUUGCGCGGCCUGUGGAUAUCCUGAGGUGCACGGACGGCAAGAGCGCAGACCCCAGCCCGUUCCACAGCCCAAGGCGGACCCAGAUGGGGACCGAGAGGCAGUUCGGGCCCGACGUGGAGCCCUACGGACCAGGUGGCCGCACGCUGACAGGCGCGCUCCUCGAGGGGUACGCGGCCGCCGACCAGGAGAUCACGAUGGUGCCGCUGACUCUGCUCGCCUGGCAGCUUGCCGCCGCGCCGGCGCUGCCGCCCGAGCUGUCCCUCUCGCUGCCCAACCCGCGGCUGCUGCCCCCCUGCGCGCCGCCGCCGGGGGCCCGCGCCUUACCCGCGCGGCGCGGCCCGGCGGCCGCGGGGCCGAGGGAGCAGAGCAGGCAGGGGCAGCCAGGCCAGCUAACGCCCCAGCUGCCACGGGAAGAGGUCCUGGAUCCCGCCCCUGCCGGAGCCGGCCUCGCGUUGGCGGUCGGGCUGCUGUCCGGCCGCGUGGAGGCCAUCGGGCGGCGCUUGGAGGCCGAUGCCGCCAGGGCGGCGGCGCGCGACCAGAGCGUCCUGGGCGCUUUGCGCGCGCUGCCCUACACUGCGCCGCCGGCCCCGGCGGGCGGCCCCGCGGCGUGGGCGGAGGGCUUCGACGAGGCGUGCGGGAGCGAGGCCCAGCUGCUGCAGAUGCUCGGGCGCCUCAACGCUCACUUCGAGCAGCUCCAGGAGCACCAGAGCCGGCGGGCCGACGACCAGGCCCGGCUGCUGGAGGAGAAGGUCAGCAAGACGGAGGUGCUGCGGGAGCUGCUGAGCGCCGUGCGGGCGCUGUCGAGCCCGCUGAGCCGCCCCCUGUCUGCGGGCAGUGCGGUGCAGCGCCGGCCCCGCUACCGGGCGUACAUGGGCAGCAACGGGCAGGUGUGCGAGUUCCCCGAGGUGGCGAUUGCCACGAAGCUGUACCAGGUCUCCAACGUGGACACCGCCGCCCUCUCGUUCGAGGUCGACUUCGUGGUGCGGCUCGAGUGGCGGGACGACAACCUGGAAGGCAUUCCCUGCGAGGAGUUCAAGUCGCUCGACUGGGCCCAGUACUUCAACCCGCAUUUGGAAAUCGAUAACGACAAGGAUAACUGCAGCUGGAUCGAGGGUAUGGACACCAUUCCGCGUCGCCGCAGGCGGCUGCUGUCCCAGGACACCACCGAAGAGAUGAGAGCCAGUGCUCCGAGGACACCACCGCGGCCCCCCCGCGGCUCCUGGGCGCCGACGAGCUCAGGGAGGACCCGAACCCCUCGGCUGCCGGGGGCCGUGGCUGCGCAAGACGAUGCGGUUCCGCGGCCGGCUCGCCAUCGCCGCGGUGGACCUGCAGUGCUUCCCCUUCGACAUCCAAGCGCUGCCGAUCAGGCUGCGGGCGGGCCGCAGCCGCAGCACGGCGCUGGCGACGCCGGCGGCGACGCUGCUGCAGAGGGACUGGGCGGGGUUGCCGCGAGGACCACCGCGGGAUGCAGGAGGAUCCAAACUACCUUCAGGUGGAGCCCCGGCUGCGGGGCGAGGGGCACUACGCCAUCCCGGCCGCCGGCAGAUCGCUGCUGGAGAGUACCGGAUUCGUGGAAUCACCGGCUACCAUCCUGA